Messenger RNA from Salvia splendens (bonfire salvia), 993 nucleotides. RefSeq names its product protein SLOW GREEN 1, chloroplastic. Lineage: Eukaryota; Viridiplantae; Streptophyta; Magnoliopsida; Lamiales; Lamiaceae. The transcript has a single exon. Gene Ontology annotation, molecular function: protein binding. The coding region runs from base 1 to 993 and encodes 330 amino acids. The record is from RefSeq and is a predicted model, not a curated record.
AUGAAGUCCAAUCUCUCCAUCACCGCCCCUCUGCCGCCGCUGGGCUCCGCCGCCUCCCGCAUUCUCCUCCCAGCCUCCAUCCUCUCCUCACACAAGAAGAAUUUCGCUAUCAAAGGCGCCUCCUCCUCCUCAAACAAUCCACCAAACCCCUUCCUUCCUCCCCUAAAAGCAGCCGCCUCCUCCUCCUCAAACAAUCCACCAAACCCCUUCCUUCCUCCCCUAAAAGCAGCCGCCUGCGCCGUCAUAUUCUCCGCCGCAACAUUCUGGAAGCUUCCCGCCCCUGCCCUGGCGCAGCUUCGGAUACCGUCAGAAAGCGUAACGGAAACCAUAGAUAGCGCUGAGAAUUCGAAUUCUCUCCCGUUGAAAUCCAGCUCCUACGCGAUCCACGCGCUCAAGGCUCUGCUGGAGGAGAAGCUCCACGACUGCGACCACAAGGAGAGCCUCUCGGUUCUACGGAAGCUCGCCGCUGCCGAGCCGGAAAACGAGAAGUGGAGGUGCAUGGCCGCGAGGAUGCUGACGGAGAUGGGGAGGUACGAAGAGGCGCGCUUCGCGUUCGAGGAGGUUCUCUCCCGGAAUCCGCUCAAUUUUGAGGCGCUGUUCGAGAACGCGCUGGUGGAGGAUCGACGCGGGGAGAGGGAGGCGGUGUUGCCGCGUCUGCGCCACGCGCUGGAGCUGGCGGAUAGGGAGAUGAAGCCCAAGGAGGCGCGGGGCGUGAGGAUGAUCAUGGCGCAGAUGAAGCUCCUGGCGGAUGUGCGGCUCCUGCGCAAGGAGAUGGAGGAGGCGAUGCAGAGCUACGACGUAAUGGCUAGGGAGGAUCCCUUGGAUUUCCGCCCUCAUUAUUGUAAAGCUAUGCUUUACAGUUUGAUGCAUGACGAGGAAGAGGCCGAUGAGCAAUUCGCUAAUUAUAUACAGCUCCACGCAAAACAAUAUGGAUUGGAAGCGUAUAUGUGGACUGCUCCAAUUUUCAGAAUGCUGCGUUUUGACGACUAUUAA